AUGAGCAGACAGCUAUGCAGUGGGCACAGCUACAACACCUUGAAGGAACCCCAAGUUCCUAAACAAAAAACAUGGCAAUGCAAGACCACUGGGGCAAAGACCAAUGCUAACAAACAGGCAUUGGAGACAAAUAGUAAGCAAUUGAUAGUACCUAAAGAGGAGGAACAGCUUACAUUUGGGAUGACUCCUGGGGAAGAAACCCCUGGAGAGAGCAUACACAUUGUAGGCACUGGGAAGUGCCAAGGAGUGGCACUCAUUGGAAACAAUGCAGUCAAGUUAUCCCUGUGUCACAACCUAGAAUGA
Molecule: messenger RNA, 303 nt
Organism: Rhizoctonia solani
Lineage: Eukaryota; Fungi; Basidiomycota; Agaricomycetes; Cantharellales; Ceratobasidiaceae
Exons: 1
Coding region: 1-303 (100 amino acids)
Source: RefSeq, a predicted model, not a curated record